Spirometra erinaceieuropaei is the source of this 999-nucleotide messenger RNA. NCBI's taxonomy places the organism in Eukaryota, Metazoa, Platyhelminthes, Cestoda, Diphyllobothriidea, Diphyllobothriidae. The record is from the annotation of a GenBank genome assembly.
AUGAAGGGAAUCGCGCCCCUCCUCAGCUCUGAUAUAUCAACGCCUCUGACGAAGAAGUCGCAGAUUCUGAAGUGUUGGGCCGAGCAUUUCCGAAGUGCCCUCAACCGUCCGUCCACAAUCUCCGACGCCACCGUCGACUGGCUCCUCCAAGUGGAGACCAACAUCGGCCUGGAUCUCGCAUCCUCCCUCCAAGAAACCAUCUGCGCCGUGUAACAACUCUCCAGCGGGAGAGUACCAGGCUCCGAUGCGAUUUCACCUGAAAUCUACAAGCACAACGACCACCGACUAAUGGAACAACUUACAACGCUUUUCCAGAUGUGGCGACAAGGACAGGUUCUUGAGGACUUGAAGGACACGACCAUGUCCAUCUCUCUAAGCGCAACGGGAACCGGUAACGCUGUGAUAAUUUCGGAGGUAUCUCGCUACUCAACAUCGUCGGGAAGAUCUUUGGUCGCAUCCUCUUCAAUAAUCUCGAAGGCCACCUCGAGCAAAAACUUCUGCUGGAAAGUCACUGUGGCUUUUGACGACGCCGCGAGACCACCGACAUAGUAUUUGCCGCUAGCCAGCUACAAGAAAAGUGCCAGAAGAUGCGAGCCAACCUCUACACUACCUUCGUAAACUUGAUAAAAGCCUUCGAAACGAUCAAUCGCGAAGGACUGUAGAAAAUUAUGUAGAAGUUCAGCUGUCCUAAGCGAUUCACGCGCAUGGUACGUCAGAUCUACCAUGGGAUGAUUUCGCGAGUGAAAGACAACGGCGCUUUCUCCGAGGCAUUCACAGUGAACAAUGGAGUGCGUUCUUACACCGACCCUCUUCAGUCUCAUGUUUUCUGCCAUGCUGAUGGACAUCUACCAUGAAGAGCAUCCCAGGAUCCGCAUCGCCUACAGGACCCACGGGCACCUUCUCAACAGCCGCCGAAUGCAGGCCCCGGCGCGUCUCUCCACAGUUACUAUCCAGGAUCUGCUCUUCGCCAGCGACUGCGUACUCAAGGCUACGACCUAA